CUUAUAUCUUGUAGGCCUUCAAUGAGGAAAAAGAAUAAGUUUCCUAUUUUAGCAAAUUCUGUGGCAAAUAGGGAGGUUGGUCAUAUUUCUUGAGUUUUGAGAAUUGCCAGAAGAUAGAAUGAUUUAACUGUUUUGCCUGCUGUGCAUUAUCAGAGCAACUUCUGAGGACACCAAAAGGUCUUUGAAUUUAUUCAUGAUGGAGAAUGAUUUUUUCAAUGCCUCUUCAUCAGCUGCAGAUCAUAGUUAUAUGGCGGCCAUGGAUGGAUUUAGCUCACAAAUGUUUUCAGGUUCUAUGUUUCCGUCCGAUGUACCAGAUCAUGGCAAUUGCAGGCAGAUUAUGCAUACGGAUUCAUUAUAUCUUACAUACCAGGAAGAAGGCCCAAAUAGUGAACUGUAUGCUCCUAAUAUGUCUCAUAUUACAAAUGCUUCAUUCAAUGCCUCAAUUGGAAAUACCAACUUAAGAGAGAACCUCAUGGGAACUUCUUUGUCUGCUGCUUCGCUUGCUGAUCUUCUGUCGACAACCACUAGUUUGCGCGAUAAUCAUACGACUUCAUCCUUCUCUUUAGAGGAUAUGAAGAAAGUCAUACCCAUUGAAAGCUGCAUUUCUCUAAAUUCAUCCGCGAAGAUCUCAGUAAGCUCUGACUUUGGGCCGCAGGAUCACACCGUAUUCUUAGCAUCUCAAAAAGGUGGUGGUGAUUCGAAUGGACAACGGAAUUACAAUAUGUUGAAUUGUAAAUUGUAUGAUGAGCUUUCCAGGAAUCAGUUUCCUUCAACUCAAACAUCUAGCACAGUUCACCCAUCUUAUCUUGUAGGAAGCUUAGAGCAAGGUUGGAUUUCCAACAGAUCUACUCUGAGCUUUGAUCUUUCUCAUGGAAAUGAGCUAUCACUGAGUCUUGGCUCCUCUCAGCCUUCUGUCUUCAGCUUGGCAAAUGGUGCAGACCAGUGCUCUGAAGUAAGCUAUUCUGGCAUGACACAAGUUAUGUCUAGAGUUGGUAGCUCAAUGGAUGUAAAUAAGAUGCAUAAUCUUCCUCGAGAUUAUCAGAACUCAUUUACAAAUAGAGAGAAGCUUUCCUUGUGCUGUGGAUCAUCUCAUAUGCCUGUUCACUUUUCUCAAAUGCUAUCAGGAUCGAGAUAUCUACUUGUUAUUCAAGAAAUACUUUCUGAACUUGCCAGUUAUGCCACUGAAGAUGUGGAAGAGGUUGAUGAUUCACUUGGUGAUAGUGUGGCUGAGGCAAAGAGGUCUUCUUCCAGCUGCUCCAUUGUGAAUGGAUUUACAGCAACUGGCUCUAAUGGCUUGCCAUUUUGUUCAGGAGAAAAUGAGCAGGAACAACAAACAGACUUCCAGCUGCAGGAGCAAAAUAGUACAAGAAAAUAUGAACUGAUAAAUAUGCUUCAGAUGGUUGACCAGAGGUUCACUCAGUGUGUCGAUCAGAUUCAAAAUGCUGUUUCAGCUUUCCAUUCCGCAACAGCCACAGGGUGUCAUCUGCCUGCCCAGUUUGCUCUCAGCACUAUAUCCAGCUUUUAUAGAGCUAUCAGGAAGAAAAUUACUGGUCAGAUUGCUUCAUUCAGUCAAGAAUCGAGCUUUGAAUUCAUGAAAGAGAAAGAGAGAAGCUUUGAAACUUCUUUCAUCCAAAGACAGUGGGCUCUUCAGCAGCUAAAGAGGACUGAUCAACCAUCAUGGAGACCACAGAGGGGUCUACCAGAAAAAUCAGUCUCAGUUCUUCGCGCUUGGAUGUUUCAGAACUUUUUGCAUCCGUACCCUAAAGACAAUGAAAAGCAAUUGUUGGCACUUAAAAGUGGACUCACAAGGAGUCAGGUCUCAAACUGGUUUAUAAAUGCACGAGUUCGGCUCUGGAAACCCAUGAUAGAAGAAAUGUAUUCUGAAAUCAACAGAAAGAACCGUGCUGAAGAAGGAUCUAGCAGCCUACACAGAAACCAUUGAAACAGAUCAAGCCAAGGUAGUCUGCAACAAUCUACCUUCUUCUUCCUAAGAACAUUUUAGGAAAUAUUUUUCAUUAUUCCAAACUCUCUUUCUGGUGUUUAGAUCAUGAAAUCAGCUGAAGAAGGCUUGCAAAUUGUACUUCACUUGUUUUCCUCCAUGUUAAAUGUUUAAG
This is a messenger RNA of Dendrobium catenatum, 2114 nucleotides long. Its product is annotated as homeobox protein ATH1. Gene Ontology annotation, molecular function: DNA-binding transcription factor activity, RNA polymerase II-specific; RNA polymerase II cis-regulatory region sequence-specific DNA binding. Gene Ontology annotation, biological process: regulation of transcription by RNA polymerase II. NCBI's taxonomy places the organism in Eukaryota, Viridiplantae, Streptophyta, Magnoliopsida, Asparagales, Orchidaceae. The transcript has 5 exons. The record is from RefSeq and is a predicted model, not a curated record. Bases 194 to 1942 code for a protein of 582 amino acids.